Protobothrops mucrosquamatus (brown spotted pit viper) is the source of this 3014-nucleotide messenger RNA. RefSeq names its product cytochrome P450 20A1. The record is from RefSeq and is a predicted model, not a curated record. NCBI's taxonomy places the organism in Eukaryota, Metazoa, Chordata, Lepidosauria, Squamata, Viperidae. The transcript is spliced from 13 exons. Gene Ontology annotation, molecular function: heme binding; iron ion binding; oxidoreductase activity, acting on paired donors, with incorporation or reduction of molecular oxygen. Bases 6 to 1325 code for a protein of 439 amino acids. Gene Ontology annotation, cellular component: membrane.
CCACCAUGCUGGACUUUGCCAUUUUCGCCGUCACCUUCCUGUUGAUCCUGGUGGGAGCCGUGCUUUACCUCUGCCCGUCUUCCCGACAAGCUUCAGGAAUCCCAGGGAUCACUCCAACGGAUGAAAAGAAUGUCUUUAGAUUCAUUUGGAUUAGCAUCACACACCCUGUAAUUAAUGCAAGAUUGAUUGCAUUUUUACUCUCUCUUUCAGCGGACCCCUUUGAAACGAUGUUAAAGUCCUUGUUGCAGUAUCAGUCUGGCCUGGGUGGAGACAUGGCUGAGAGCUGCUUGAGGAAAAAACUGUAUGAAAAUGGUGUCACCAAGCUGCUGCCGAGCAAUUUUCCUGUCAUCCAGAAGUUGUCAGAAGAAUUGCUAACAAAAUGGCUAACCUUCCCUGAGUCUCAGCAUGUGCCCCUCAGUCAACAUAUGUUAGGUUUUGCAAUGAAGGCUGUUGCACAGACUGCUAUGGGCAGCAGGUUUGAAGAUGAUCAGGAAGUCAUCCGAUUUCGUAGGAACCAUGAUGUGAUCUGGGCAGAAAUUGGAAAGGGUUUCUUAGAUGGUUCACUUGAUAAAAGCAUGACCAGAAAAAAGCAGUAUGAAGAUGCCCUGAUGGAAAUGGAGCUCGUCUUGAAGAAAGUCAUAAAAGAACGACAAGGAAAGAGCUUCAGCCGACACAUCUUCAUAGAUUCUUUACUACAGGGGAAUCUGAGUGACAAGCAGAUUUUGGAGGACACCAUGAUCUUCUCUCUGGCAGGAUCCAUAAUCACUGCGAAAUUGUGUACCUGGGCAGUCUAUUUGUUAACUACCUCAAAAGAAGUCCAGCAAAAGCUUUACAAGGAGUUGGAUCAGGUUCUUGGGAAGAGCCCUGUUACACAUGUGAAAAUUGAACAACUUAGGUAUUGCCGGCAGGUUUUGAAUGAGACAGUGAGGACAGCAAAACUAACGCCAAUUGCUGCUCGGCUUCAAGAGCUGGAAGGCAGAGUUGAUCAGCAUCUGAUUCCCAAGGAGACUCUUGUUUUAUAUGCUCUUGGUGUGGUCUUGCAGGACAGCUCAGUCUGGCCGUUGCCCUACAAAUUUGAUCCAGAUAGAUUCAGUGAUGAAGCUGCUGUAAAAAAUUUCUCUCUCCUGGGUUUUUCAGGAAGUCAGGAAUGCCCUGAACUGAGGUUUGCCUAUACAGUUGCCACGGUUCUUCUGAGCGUGAUUGUGAGGAAACUCCACCUGCAGCCUGUGGAAGGCCAAGUCAUUGACACGAAGUAUGAGCUGGUUACCUCACCCAAGGAAGAAGCAUGGAUAACCAUAUCCAGGAGGAACAAAGGAGAGGAGUGAAAUUGUUGGGGAGAAGAACUCUUUUGCACUACUGACCAUCUUCCAAUGCUUCCUUUGAAUCGUCGUAAGGCAUUCUUGGCCUAAAAUAUUUUCCUUCCUUCAUAAAAAAUUCCUUGGAUCCCCUAAACAAAUCUGUAGGAUUAAUGGGAAAACUGAACCUUGUGAGGCAAUGAUUAAUUUGCCCCUCACUUUCCAUUAACCAGAGCAGCAAGAAGUUGCAUAUUCUGACCUAGAGGUCCUCAGCCAUAAAAACCAAGUGUAAGCAGUAACAUUGUGGAAAUGCGUUGUGCAUUUGGAUAUAGGAGCUUUUUUAAAACCUAUUUUUAAAUGAAGUAUCACUCAAGUUUUGAGUUAUAGCAGAGAAAAAACUAAAGGUGAACCGUUGCUCUAAAUUAAGAUCCAAUAUGAGUAAUGGGUUCAUGCAAUUCAAUAAAAAUGGCGGAAGCACACUUCAAUUAAGAAACAUUCCUGUGUCAGUUGAUUAUUUCUCUUUCUUUCUGUCAGGCUUGGGUAGAAAUGUUAGUCAUAACUGCAACCCACUACAAAUAAUGGGAGCAAUUUAUUGGCAGUGCAACUUAACAUAUAUUCCAUUGUUUUUAAUGGGAUGCAGUCACAGUUAAUUUUGAGGCCAAGGUGACAUUUGGGGUGGGGAGCUGGAACAAAAUUAGCACUGCUCAUUCUAGACUCAAUGUAUCUUUCUUUUUUUUUAAAAAAAAAUCUGGGUUCCUUGUCUUGAGAGAUGGGAAAGAUGGCAUGCUAUUUUUUUGUUCUUUCUUUUCUUUGCUAUAUAAGUGUUGAAGCAAUUGCACUGCCAGUGCAUUAUGAUUUUUUUAGUAACAGUUUUGAUCAAAAUGAUCUAAAGCAGUCUUUAUGUGUAAUUAUGUGAAUUAACCUAUUAUUUGUCAGUUGUUCCAAGGGGAGUUUCACAUUCAUCUAUACCUUUUUUAUAGAACAGUGCUGUCACUCUGCCUUUCCUAUUGCUGAAUUUAAUAGCAAUCUUACCUACUAUUUAAAUAGUAAACUAUAAUAUAGAAAAACCAAAACCAGUAAAUUGACUAUACAGGACAAUAGUUUGGAAUAGCAACCUGGGGGUUUUGCUUUCUCUUAGAAUGUGUGAUUCAACUUAACGUUUGGUGGGGAGUCAUAUUUGUUAUUUUACAAAACCAUGCUUUAAAUUUGUAGGGGGAGGGGGCUUAUUUGACACACUUAUCUGUCUCUGGACAGACUGCAUGUAUGAAAAGUGAAGAUGUGUGUAGGUGAGUGCUUGGAUAGAUCUUCCUUUUUUGUACGGGUGUAAAAUGAGAGAAGUUAAUCUUCAGGUAUUUUCCAGCAUAGCCAUUCUCCAGUAUUCUGAAGUCUACAUUUAAUUAGAUUACUUUGCAAAAUGAUAAAAGUAAUAUACAUCAGAACUGUAUAGCUUUAGGUUAAUGUAUGAGCCAUGAAACAGUUGGAAGAAACUGCUGAUAUUGGUGAUUAUUGCUGCUUGUUACACUUCAAUAGCUAUAUAUUUUAACUUUUUCUGGAAGGAAUUCAUGGGGUGAGAGUGCAAGUAGACAAUGGACUGGUCUUGAAAGUUUUUUUAAGGUUCUUGCCAAGGAGAUCUUGUUGUACAACAGUAUAACCCAAGUAAAUACACCAACAUUAUCUUAGACAUCCUGUUUAAUAAAAUCCUGUUCUUAUUUGCCAUCA